Molecule: messenger RNA, 4161 nt
Organism: Neospora caninum
Lineage: Eukaryota; Apicomplexa; Conoidasida; Eucoccidiorida; Sarcocystidae
Exons: 20
Coding region: 1-4161 (1386 amino acids)
Biological process (GO): microtubule-based movement
Molecular function (GO): ATP binding; microtubule binding; microtubule motor activity
Source: RefSeq, a predicted model, not a curated record
AUGGAGUCGAAAAGAGGGACCCUGGACAAGGCUGGAUACACUCAAGUGUCUGAAGAACACCCGUUUGCACCAGGCGGUGAUGCGGAUGGCCGGUCGUACGGUAUGCCGGGGAGCCAGCCACGCGAGUCAAUCACUGUGGCCUCAGAAUCGAGGGAACAGGCGACAGAUGAAAACAGUUUUCGUGAGCCUUCUCGACGUACGAGCGCGGACGGGAACCAGCUGCCCCAGCGUAGGGAGCCCGGAGAUCACACAACGGCGGAAUGCAGUGGUGACAAGGACCGUCUUCCAUCGGUUACAGGAGGUAGCCUUGUUGGGUUGGAAGCUCCUGUUCACGCUAGCAACGAAGUGGAUGCAGAGGCCUUCCUUUACUCAGGUGCUCACCAACUGAGCAGCUGGAACGAUUCCAUUGAAGUUGCUGAGCCACGGGAACAGACAGAACCUGUUUCCAGUGGAAGGCGACAAGGCUCUGUUGCAGAGGCGACGGCUUAUACGAAUGAAGGGGCAGUCAGGGAUGAGAACAUAACAAGUCGGUUUGGGUCAACAGAUGAAGCACUCGAUCUGCUCGGCUCAGGAGAUCCGGUAGCAGGCAGUCGAAGAAAGCAGAGCUCUCGAACAGAGUCAGUUCUGGAGGCGUAUCUUCCGGACCACGUCGGCCAUAAGCGGCAGACGGAAGAACCGAAACUCGAGCAGCAUUCGCCUCCUCUUCAGACCCGGAAGUCCCAUGGGCAAAAACAUUCUGAGCACCGGGUAACGAUUGUCGAUCCCGUGUGCGGCGACGCAGGGAACGACAACCUUGGAUCUGCACACUGGGCCUCUCCUGGUGUCUUCGAAGAUGAGCUUGCGGGCGCACUUUCCCCCCAAGAAGACUAUAGUGAAGACCAAGAAAACGCAAUCCCAGGUCAAAUACCCGAUGGCGGUAGCGAGAAUCCAACCCCCUCGCCGAAGUUGGUGAACGGCGUCAGGCCUGUAGAACAUUUCGGCGGGGAUGAUGGCACCCGUGGAUCAAGUGCAAAGGCAAGUGCAAACGUUGCAGGGGGCGGAAGACAGCAAUCUCCCAGUAUUCUCUCAGCAGCUGCGCAACUCCAACCUCCACGCCCCACUGUGAAAGUCGUCGUAACCUCCGACUUGGCAGAAAUAGAGGGCCGAGCAAACGCCAAACGACCGACCUUCUUCGAGUCCCUCCUAAAGGAUGACGGCAUAGACUACGGCAUAGAUCUGAGCAGGCUUGAUAAACUCCGAGUAGUGACCUUUUCCGGGGGCCGUGUUUUCGAUGCCGUCGAACUGGAGGAGAAUGGCAUCGUCGUGAAGGAACAAAAACGGUUUGUACCUUUCGAUAGGCUGAAGGAAUUCAUUCAAGUCAUCGUAGAUGACAUGGAAAAGAUGAAGAGACAGAGCAUUGACGCGAUCACCGAGAUGGAGUGGAACUUUCGGAUUCUAGAUCAAAAGCUGAAGAAACGCUGCGAAUUUCAGGUCAACGAAGUGAAGAAAAGAGCUUUAAACAAGCUCACUGUGCUGCGAACCACAGUGCUGGAAUACAAAACCCAAAUGGAGUAUUUCGAGGCUCAGUACAAAGACUUGAAGGACAGUUUUGACACGAAAUUACAGGCGUUCAAGGAACAAAUGCCGAGAGAUCUCCAGGAACUAGACGCGCAGUGGGCAUCUAAGAUGGCGGAACUGCAGAAGGUGCUCGACGCAACUCAAGAGGAGCUGGACGCAGGCCGUCGGUGUCAGAAAGAAGUGGGGGAAAAGAUAAAGAGGCUCAUGGAAGAGAUCACUCGAGCAGAGAGCGGUCCAUUCGACGCUUCAGUCAACGACGCCCUAGUCGAGAAAAUGGGCGAUCUUCUUAUUAUGGUUCGACUGGUUCUCCGAGACAACACCCGGGAACAAGUCGCGCUUUUUCUCCAGCAACUGUCCGCUCGUGUGGUGUCCGACUACCAUGAGAAAAGGGCAGGAUCACUCGAACACGAGAACCAGGUUCUGAAGGAUGCAUGCGGACCAGAAACGCAAGCGCGAAUCGAGAAAUACGAGAAAGAAAUCGCCGAUCUCCAGGCGGCACGCGAAGCCGCUCAAAGUCCCAGCGCCGCUGGAUCCAGUUCCAGCGGCGAGGAGGUCCAGAAACUUCAGAACGAGCUCACUGUGCUCCGCGCAGAGAAUAUGAUUCUCCGCAGAAAAGCUGGUCGUGAGGACGCUGCAGGCGAUUUCGAUCGGCUUCAAGAAGAUGCUCCGCGUGACGGCGCUGGGGUGGACCCGCUGCUCAUUCAGGACAUAUCACGGACAGUCGAGGAGCUGGAGAGACAAGUGGAGUCUCUGAAGAAUGAGAACGAGCAGCUCCAAAUGCAGUUGGUGGUAUGCGUAGAAGAAACAGCGAAAGGCGGCGGGGCGGCAGCCGUUGCAGCCAUAGGCUCUGCGAAGGCUAGCGACGGAACUGCUGCGAAGAUGGUACAACAACUGCAGCAGAAGAAUAAAGCGCUUGAAUCACAAGUGGAGCCGAUGAAGAAGAGAAUUCGAGAGUUGGAAACGGCUCAAAAAAGGGGCGGCGGCGACGAGCAGAGAGUGAAGGAACUUGAGAUGAAGCUCAAGGAUGCGGAGGCGGAAAACCGGAAACAACAGAAGCAGUUCGAACUGGAGCUGUCUAAGAGCUCCAAGGGGAGCGGCAUGGAGUUAAAGAAACUGGAAAACCAGGUGCAAAAGCUGACUGAACGAGCUGUUAACGCGGAGACCGCCCUGGAUGCAACAGACAAGCAGUUGAAAGAAGCCUCGAAGGAACGCGACGGCCUGAAGAAGGAAACUGAGGACAUGAAGAAGCAGAUGGGAGUAGCUCAGCUGAUUGCUGCUGAAGUGGAGACCCUGAGGGUGGAGACUAAGGACCAGAAAGCUAAGCUGGUCGAACUUGAAGAAAGCUACAAGCAAGAGAAAUUCCUGCGGAAAAAGUAUUAUAACGAAAUCGAAGACAUGAAAGGCAAGAUUCGCGUGUACUGCAGAGUUCGGCCCAUGGCGAAAUACGAGAUCGAGAAGCAAUGCAAACAGUCUGUCUUUCCUGUCGACGAGUAUUCCGUUAAGGUUCUUACGUCCAAAGGCGACAAGGAAUUCAUGUACGACAGAACAUUCCCUCCAGAGUGCACCCAGGAAGAGGUUUACGAAGACACCAAACGCCUGAUUCAGUCGGUCAUCGACGGCUUCAACGUGUGUAUCUUCGCAUACGGCCAAACUGGGUCCGGUAAAACCUUCACGAUCCAGGGUGGAGCGGGCAACCCGGGAAUUGCUCCGAGAGCCAUCAACGAUCUGUUCGACACCCUGAACAGCUUCGAGAAAGGCAAGUUCAAGUACGAAGCUGAGGUGUAUAUGUGCGAGCUUUACAACAACCAGUUGAUUGACCUGCUUCUUCCUGAGGAAAAGAAGAAAACUCCGCCGGCGCUCGAGAUCAAGAAAGACGCGACGGGCAUGGUUAUGAUCCCCGGAAUAACUCUAAAAAAGGUUGCAGAUAAGGAAUCCCUUGCCAAAACGUUUGCCUGGGGCCUGGACGCUCGUCACGUUAGCGGCACUGCAAUGAACGCCGAAUCUUCUCGAUCGCAUCUCAUCUUCUCUGUCAUCGUCCGAGUCGAAGAUCUUGUGGCCGGAAAGCGCGCAAGUGGAAAACUUUCGCUUAUUGACUUGGCCGGUUCAGAACGGGUUAGCAAGAGCGGCGUAACAAAGGAGAGACUCGUGGAAGCAAAAGAAAUCAAUAAGAGUUUGUCGGCACUCGGCGAUGUGAUUUCGGCGUUGUCAUCCGGAGAGUCGUUCAUCCCGUACAGAAACCACAAACUCACUCAAGUGAUGAGUGACUCGCUCGGAGGCACCGCAAAAACUCUCAUGUUUGUCAACAUAUCGCCUGCUGACUACAACACGGACGAGACGGUGACCUCGCUUAUGUAUGCUUCCCGAGUCAAGCUAAUUACCAAUGACGCUUCCAAACAAGUCGAAUCCAAGCAGCUGGCGACACUGAAGGACAAGGUGAAGCUCUUGACCAAAGCAGUGGAGAAACUGAAGAAGGGCGAAGAUAUAUCAGACCUCGAAAAGAAAUUCCAAGAGGAAGAACCAGCCGCCCCGCCCGAGCCAGAGGGCUGUCCUCCUACAGAGAAUGACGAAGAUUUCGAGGAACCACCAGAUCUCCCAGCUGACUAG